AUGUAAUCGUUGAUGUAAGAGGCUUCAAACACAUCUGUUGCAUACAAUUCUGGCCCAAGGCCUGUUCUUCUGUCACCAACAGAUCCGUCAGUCCCCAGAGAUAAGGAGGAUGGUAGAUUCAGAGCAGGUAAAAAUAGAGAUCAGAGGCUUCUCCCCUGGCAGUGUGGUGGUCAACUUCACCGUGAUAUUCACCCCAAGUCAAAGCCAAAACAUAAGUAAUGUGUCCACGGUGCUGCUGCACUCUCUGAUGAACAUCUCCAAAUACACUGUGGAUAAAAACAACACAAGCAUUAAUGGUAUGUCUCUUUCUAGUAUUGAAAAGUUGAAAAGUUUGAGGUCACUUAGAAAUGUCUUUAUUUUUGAAAGAAAAUCUUUUCUUUCAAUGAAGAUAACAUUAAAUGAAUCAGAAAUCCAGUGUAGACAUUGUUAAUGCAGUAAAUGACUAUUGUAACUGAAAAUGGCUGAUUUUUAAUGGAAUAUCUACAUAGGGGUACAGAGGAACAUUUCCAGCAACCAUCACUCCUGUGUUCUAAUGCUACAUUGUGUUAGCUAAUGGUGCUGAAAGGCUAAUUGAUGAUUAGAAAACUCUUGUGCAAUCAUGUUAGCACUUGAAUAAAAAUGUGAGUUUUCAUGGAAAACAUGAAAUUGAAAUUGUCUGGGUGAACCCAAGCGUGUGAACGAUAGUGCACAUUACCUGCAAGUGUUUCUUCUAGCAAAGUUUGAUUUUACAUUUCAAAGUUAGUUUAGGUUAGUUGGUCAUGGUUAGUGCAAUGCAGCUUGUGAAAACAGUUAGAUGUGUGUGGGCCUCGCUCUUCCACCUGCUUCCUGCAUCUUCCCACUGGGACAUCUCUGCUGAACAGCUGUGAUCUGAAGCAGCCGCCCAGCCAGCCACCUGAUCUGGCAGAUCACAGCAAAGGAUUUGGCGUGCACAUUCAAGCAGAUGAUGUGAUCACUAACCAAGAAUUACGUGAAGAGCUUUCUUUAACGUAGUGGAUCACUGCACAAGCCAAGUCUCCUGCAUCUAUACUGAAGGAUGAUCCUCUUCACUCGUGGGUUUCUCUUCUUUGCACUAUUUUGUAUCAGUACUUUGUUCCAUUCAAAUCAAAUUCUUAACAUGAAAGACAUGGCACUGCAACCUGGCGGCGGUUUCAUCUAGCAAAAUUAAAGGAUAUUCGAUGAAAUACGUGCCUAAGAUACUACUUCCUGCAUCAAAGUGAAGGAACUGACUCUUGCUCUCCUCGACCUUCUGUUGUACUGGGGGAAGCUUUAAGCCUUGAUUAUACUCCCUCGUGGGUAUGUGAGAGUCUGUCUGACAUAAUUUUCAUCAUCUGCUGAAGUCCAUCCCAAAUUUGUGUCUGUGUCCUCACCACUGGUGAAUACAGUGAAUAGAGCUAUUCAUGUUUGAAGAACAGGAAUUUUCAGAAUCAACAGAUAACAAGCAGCAAUAUAAAACUCAACUUACUGACCCUAUUUUAUUUGUUUAUUGCAGAUUUUAAUGAAUGUGCUUCACUGGAGCAUGACUGCUCCUACUGGGCAACAUGUAUAAACACUUGGGGCUCCUACAUGUGUGUUUGUCAGGAUGGAUUUACAGACAACAAUCCAGAAAGGCCUGGACGAGCCUGUCAAGCAAUUGCUACCCUGGAGCCAGCGGCACCAGCACUGACAACAGCAAUAUUUUCUCCAGCCAGCACCACUCCUGUCUCUCAGUUAGAACCUUCAACCAGUGAUCCAGCCUUAACCACUGUAAUUACUCCAGGGAUAGCCACCGUCAUUAGAACAAGUGAAACAGUUCCCACAACAAUCUCAAUCAGUGCUCAAGAUACCACUAUCUCUACCACUACAAACCCCACUCCUGCACCAACAAAACCUACUACUGCCCCAACAAUCACCCCUAGUAUUCCAACAGCUUCCUCUGCUCCAACAACAACUACUGUCCAUGCAAUUGUUAAUACGGCCCCAACAACUACCACUAGUACUCCAACAAUUUCUGUCCCAACAACAGUUACUGCCCCAAUAACUACCAUUAGUACCCUAACAAACACUUCCACCCCAGUGACCACCACUACUACCCCUACAAUUACCUUUACUACCCUAGUGACUACUUCUGCCCCAACAACCGCUGCCACUCCAACAACAGUCACUACUGCACCUGCAGUAACUACUACUACCCCAACAACCAGCAUUAGUAUUAUCCCAACAACCAAUAUUACCCUACCAACCACUUCUAUGACUACAACAAUUGUUACUGCUCUUGUAAUGACUACUGCUGCCACAGUACCCACUACCACCCCAGGAACCACCACUAUCACUCCAAAAACCAUUACUACUACCCCAACAGCCACCACUACCACCCCAAUGACCAUUACUGCCACCCGACAAUUACCCCUUAUACUCCAACAACAAUCACUACCAUGCCAACAACCACUCCCAAUGUCAUCCCAACAAACACCACUACCACCCCAAGAACCACCACUAAUAGCCCAACAACCACCUCUACUGUCCCAACAACCACCGCUAAUACCCCAACAGCCACUACUACACUGAGAGUUGCCAACAAUGGCUCCAUGCGAGGGUCCCUUUCAGUCCACUGCAGAGUUGCUGCCAUCACUGUGACAAUGGCGAAAGAUUUUCUUUUGAGCUCCAAGAUCCAGGAGAGCACCCUGUACUUAGGCAUGCGGGGAUGUGGCGUGAAUGGAGGCAAUGAUACUCAUGUCCAGCUGACUGUUGCAUGGAAUGAAUGUGCCACUCGACUUGUGCAUAAUGAGACCUACUACACAGCAUCUGUUACCCUGUUCAGCACCAUGGAUCCAUAUACCUCACCAAGCGGAGCAGUGGAAGUGCCCACAAAACUGCUGGAAGUUCCCAUCAUGUGUACCUACAUGAAGAGCAUGCUUAUCUCUGCUGACUUUAGCUCCAUGGGGUAUGACAUGAUCAAAGAUGUCAUCAUGGGCCUGGGGUCAUUCCAGGUGACGGUACAGCUGAUGAACGGUUCAGUACCUCUGCCCUACAACUACAGCUUGUCCUCUGAGCAGGCAGUGGUGGUGGAGGUCAGACUCAACACAUCAUCAGAGCAGCUUAAAGUAGUCAUCAACAAGUGCUGGGCCACUCCCACCCGAAGCCCUGCAGACACCUACAGCUACGCCUUCCUGGAGAACAGCUGUUCCAUGAACUCAUACACCAAAGUGCUGAUGAACGGGAACUCCAGCACGUCCCGUGUGUCCGUUCAGAUAUUCUCUAUCGUCAACCUGAAUGUGAUCUAUCUACACUGCCAGGUCCAGAUCUGCAUCCAGAUCGGAUCAGAUACCUGUGUGCCCGACUGUCUACAAAGAACAGCUCGUUCUGCAAAAACUGUUGGAAGAGCGUUUGACUCUCUUGGGCCUAUAUUCAAGUCAGAUGAAGAGUCCGUGGAGGAAGAAAUCAGCACUCUCCAAAUAGUUGGCCUCUCCUGUCUUGGAAUCGGCCUGUCAAUCUUCUUCAUCGUUGGCUUUGUCUGCCUCUUCUACUACCAGAGGAACCGUAUUGGACACUAUAAUUUCAGCGUCAAACCCAAGCAAGAGAACUUCACCUACCUAGUCUUUAACACCUAGGGGUGCAGCAGCACUCACAACCAAAGUCACACAAUUAGAAAACAUUUUUGCAGCAGCAGCAGAUACACCAAUCAGCCACAACAUCACGACUACUGACAUUGCAGGUCAGGCAACCCCCUCACCCUCUCACCUCACAUAGCAGCAGCAGUCCUUGAUGACAGUUUCCAGGACAAUGCACCCUGACACACCACAUAAACUGUUCAGAAGUGGCCCAGGGAAUAGGACGGAGCUAAGGUGUUCAUCCGGGUUCCCCAUUCCCCAGAUCCAAAUCAUAUUGAGCAUCUGUGGGAGGUACCAGGAUAAACUUUAUCAGAGUAGGUCCCACCUUGCACGAAAUUCACUGCUACCCCACUUAGUCAGAGUAGUUUUAGCACAAUAAAUGGAGCCAACACAAUGUGGUCAUAAUGUUAUAUCUGAUAGGUGUACAUUUGCAAGGUAAUUACAGUAGAGCUGCCAGUAGGUGUCGCUGUUGCAUUAUUCACAUUAGAGUCCCUAUAAUUCACAUUAACACUCUUAAACACUGCACAUCUUUGCACAUUAAAUGUUUUCUGAAUUACAGAUUACAUUUGCAUCUCAUUUGGCCCCUCUUCUUUAUAUAUUUGAAAUAUUAACAUUGCAUAGUAGUUGCAAACAGAGGUGUCAUAUAAAAAAAUUAAAUAAAUACUUAUGAAUAGUUUUAAAUGAAAGAACAUCUGACGUUUUUAAAGUUUCUUUUUUGUGACAUCUUACCUUUAGCUCUGACAAAAAAGAUUUCACAGAAGCACAGAAAAUGAUAUUAAAAAUGUUUUACUACAAAGCUCAAAUCAGAAUUUGCUAUGUGAUGAUCUUGCACUUAACUAGCUUGCAUGGCAUCUGUGUUUAAAAUAUCAUGAUCGUCUAGUUAAAUAUGGUUGAAAUACAUCAUUUGCAAUACUGCACAGGUAUCAGUUUACUGGAUUUUAGCUACUAUUUUUCUAGAACUGUUGUUUUAGAUCUUAUACUGUGCAUGUCCUGACUUUACAGUACCAAAAGUGAAUACACCCCUAUGCAGUAUCACGUACAUUAAAAAUGAUCCUAAAUUGUA
Molecule: messenger RNA, 4650 nt
Organism: Acanthochromis polyacanthus (spiny chromis)
Lineage: Eukaryota; Metazoa; Chordata; Actinopteri; Pomacentridae
Product: uromodulin-like 1
Exons: 7
Coding region: 2412-3587 (391 amino acids)
Cellular component (GO): cell surface
Source: RefSeq, a predicted model, not a curated record